Sorghum bicolor (sorghum) is the source of this 1970-nucleotide messenger RNA. RefSeq lists its product as uncharacterized. NCBI's taxonomy places the organism in Eukaryota, Viridiplantae, Streptophyta, Magnoliopsida, Poales, Poaceae. Bases 766 to 1620 code for a protein of 284 amino acids. The record is from RefSeq and is a predicted model, not a curated record. The transcript is spliced from 2 exons.
AGUCAUGUCCGCCAGGAGGGCGACCUGUCACAGCGAUUGGACAGUGCAGCUGCACCUCGUCCCGGCAGCAGCAUCUGCCGGCGUCCGCGUCUUUUCUGCUGCCCACAUUCCCCAACGCCGCGCCCGUACCGCGUACCGGUGCUGGUCGUCCUCCCAGCUUGUCCUCUUCUUUCCACCACUUUGCUUUUGGCCGCUCCAACGCCGCCGCUACGUGCUAAAACCAUGGGGAAAAGGAAAGGGGCAGAGGCUAGUGCUGAGCCGCGCCUGCUAGUGGCACUAGUUUACUGCUGCUGAGGGUGAGGGAGGGAACCGCUGUUGUGUUGUGGAGCAGGUGAGUGAGUUCCUUUUAGUCGGGGUCAGGUGUAAAACGCAAGCGAAACGGCCCUUCAUUGGAUUGGCCUCUGUCCGCCUCUUCAUCCCCUUUCGUUGUGCUUAUUCCUUUGGCGUGUGCACUAUCCAUCUGGUGAUUUCGUCCUCCGUUGGGCUUGUGCUGCUGCCUGCUAGCGGUUCUCGAUUUCGCCUGUAAAAGUUUUCAGGUCGAACGAACGCGCGUGCAUUCGGCGGGGGUUAUCUCGGGAUAAUAUCGUCUGCAAAGAUGAGAAGAUGACGGAUCCGUUCCACGAUUGCUUCGGUCCUUGGAGGAAUUAGGCGUCCUAGUAGAAUCCAAAUGCAGAAACCAGUCUCCUGACAAAGAAAGGGCAGUUGCGCACGUGGUGUUCGUCGAAAAGCCACACCGCACUGAGGGAAACUGUCACAUUCGUCACAAUGAGAGAUUUUGCAUCUUGCCUAAGUCAAAGUGCCGUUCAGGUUGCGCAUUCCUCUUCCUCAAGUGGGCAGAACUUGGUGCAGUGUGCAUACCUGGCACGCCUUCGCGGCAAGCCUUGCGUGGUCACCGUCACCUGGAGCAAGGUGGCGUCGGGGCAGGCUUUCGCCAUUGCCAUCCAUGACUACUCCAACCGUUGCCUCUGCAAGACGGAGGUGAAGCCCUGGCUGUUCUCGAAGAGGAAGGGUUCCAAGGUCGUGGAAUUGGAUAGUGGCAAUGUGGAGAUCAUCUGGGACCUGUCAGCCGCAAAGUUCGCGGCUGGGCCAGAGCCACUCGAAGGCUUCCGUGUUGCUCUACUCUAUGAUCUUGAAGUUGUCCUUGUUUUGGGUGACCUAAGCAAGGAGGAGGAUCGCUGGGUUCUGUCGGAUGCUUUGCAUUCUGAUGCAGUCAUGAUAGCUAGGAAGGAGCACAUCUAUGCGAAGAAGGUGUAUUCGGCGAAAGCUCGAUUUUUGGACAUUGGUCAGAUUCAUCACAUCUCCAUAGAGUGCGACACGGCAGGGGCGAGGGAUCCCAGCUUAGAGAUUAGGAUUGGCAAGAAGAAAGUGUUGCAGGUGAAGAGGCUGGCAUGGAAAUUCAGAGGGAACCAGACUAUCUAUGUCGAUGGACUUCCAGUGGAGGUGCUCUGGGAUGUGCAUGACUGGCUAUUUGGUUCCUCGAAUGGAUGCGCCGUGUUUUUGUUUCAGUCAGGCCACUCCAUGGAAAAAUCCUUGUUCAGAACAUGCUCACAGAAUGAAAAGGAGGCUCAAGCACAUCGUUUUGGUUUCACAUUGAUACUAAAAGCGUGGAAGACUGAGUAAGCACUAGGCAGAAACAUGAUGGCAGGUUUCUUCAACUACUCUGCUCUGAAUGUUGAAUAGUAACAGUAGGAAUCUAGGAUCUAGCAAGUCUAACAAGGCCCUUUGCAAGAAUUCUGUGCUUGUUACAUAUGUUGUUCUAGCGUAGUUGACAAGCUGAGAUUUUGAAUAUGCAUAUGAUCUUUGAUAUGUCAUCAAAGCAAUUUAGAUAGGACGUGGGACUCUGGUGCUCAGGUCAUUUAACAUAAUGUCUCACGACUACACUUUUUGAUGAGAAGUUCAUGAUAGAAUAUUAAAAAUGAUGUCUACACUUAUGAUGUCUUUGCAAUUGUUAUGUCAUGUGUUUAAAAUGA